Molecule: messenger RNA, 1104 nt
Organism: Arabidopsis thaliana (thale cress)
Lineage: Eukaryota; Viridiplantae; Streptophyta; Magnoliopsida; Brassicales; Brassicaceae
Exons: 3
Coding region: 1-1104 (367 amino acids)
Source: RefSeq, marked reviewed
AUGUCUCAGCUCAUAAACCGACUUUUGAAGCCAUCUGUCUGCAAAAAUGUCAUCAGAUCUCACAGCAAGCAGGUUCGGAUGUUCUCCUCUAAGCCGACAUACCCGUACUUGUUGAUUGACCACCUCCUUAAGACGACGGAACACUGUUCCAAUGAUCAAGUAUACUACGAUGAUAAAUAUUACGAAAAGAAUCUCGUGAUUAAGGACCAGGGACUCGCAGAGGAGGUCCGAGAGGUGAUGACCGUUGGAUUUUCACAUAAAGAUGAUUGGAGAGUUCACUUGGAGAAAUCUGAGGAUAGUUCCACAAGUCUCAUGAUGGUGAGUAACACAUCGUUUGUCCCAGUGAAACAUCAGCUCCCUCCUCUGUCUAGUAAUUGUCGAAUCCAGAAUGUGGCAAUAUCAAACUCUGUUGACAUAAAGAAGGAAGACUUGGUUGUGGCUGUCAAGUUCUUUGGAUCUGAUGUGAGUCUGUGCAAGCCCUUCAGCGACUCUAGCUCUGAAUGGAUCAACAUCAAUACCUCUGGCUCUGUACACCCUUUCUCGAGUCUAACGUAUUCGAAGAAGAAUAAAAAAUUUCUCAGUGUUAGUCCUUCUGGGACGUAUCUUUGGUACUUGGAUCUUCACUUCGAUGAGGAUGAUGUCGAGCCCUACUCAUCAUAUUUAUAUUUUAGGGAGGACCCUCUCCUGAGGUUGUAUAAGAUGGAUUUGGAAGAUUACAUCUGGCGUUUCAGAACAGACCACCUGGCGGAGUUACCCUCCGGUGAACAUUUCCUCGUCAAGUGGUUCUUUAAGGACGUGAUGAUGAACGUGGGGAAAAUCACCCAGAAAACGGAUGGGUUUAAGGUGUUUAGAGUGGAUACAAUUUGCGGUCACUUGACUAACACGCAAGACAUUGGAGAUCUUUGUAUCUUUCUUGGACAUGGUGAAGCAUACUGUGUCCCGGCAAGCUCGUCUCCUGGACUCAGACCUAACUCCAUCUAUUAUGUGGGCUGUAACUUUGGUGUUCACGAUAUUGCAACCGACACUACCACUAACUUCUACACACACAGUAAUGUUCCUUUAAGGUCCACUGAGUUCCCUUACUGGCCUCUUCCUCUCUCUUAG